CUACAGUGGUCAUACGGUGUGCUCCUAUGGGAGAUUUUCAGUAAGGGUGCAAAACCGUAUCCAGGAAUUCCCAACCAAGAUGUGUAUGAUUUCUUGAAGAGAGGUCAACGCAUGGAUGCUCCCAAGAACUGCCCGCCAGAAGUCUACGGCAUAAUGGUAUGUUGCUGGCAGGACAACCCAAAAUCACGUUGCACCUUCGUCCAAGUUGCUAACGAGCUGGAAGAACUGUUGGAGGGAGACCGUGACUACGUAGCAGCUCCUAGUGCGGGUGUGGUUGGUAAGCGACCCAUCGAACAUCGCGAAGAACCUGGUGUCAAAGACGACAGCUAUCUGGUCCCGAUGCAGCAGGAGACCGCCUUUGGUGCUGACGGACCGUGUAGUGACAGAGAAACCAGCGGGAGCCAUGCGACCGCCGCCCGUGAUCCCUUGGAUUAUGUCAAUAAAAUUGUCAUUAGAUAA
Molecule: messenger RNA, 459 nt
Organism: Patiria miniata (bat star)
Lineage: Eukaryota; Metazoa; Echinodermata; Asteroidea; Valvatida; Asterinidae
Product: fibroblast growth factor receptor 2-like
Exons: 2
Biological process (GO): positive regulation of kinase activity; multicellular organism development; protein phosphorylation
Cellular component (GO): signaling receptor complex
Molecular function (GO): ATP binding; transmembrane receptor protein tyrosine kinase activity
Source: RefSeq, a predicted model, not a curated record